CUCUCACUGUGUGCUUUCCGCAUGUAUAUAAUCCCUGAGUUGACCCAGAAAACAAACUCCUCUGAAGACGGAGAAGCAGCGCAGUUUGAAUCCGCCGCAGGGCUGCAUGUAGCCGGAGCACCAGCUGAAGGUACUGAGCCGGCACUUUGCGAACUUCUCCGAACGGAUUUCACUUAAAACAAUCGGGGAAGACCUGACAACCAUGGCUGAACACAUGAUGAUGCCUGUGAACCACAACUUCCGGAUGGGGAUGAAUGGACCUCCACAGCACCAUGGCCAGCCUAGCCUGCGCGGGCUGCCAAAUGGCCAGGUGUUGCACUAUAGCAGGAACCCUCAGAAUAACAUGGAGGGUGUCAUGAGACAGAGACCAAACAUUAUGGGACCGGGCGGCAUGGGAAGCCCUGUGAAUGGAGCUUCAAUGACCAACCAUCACAACCAGAUGAUGCAUGGGAACCUGAUGUAUAAUGCCCAGGGCCCUCAGCAGCAGCACCAUCACCACAUGCACCCCCAGCAGCAGCAGCAGCAACAACAGCAGCAGCAGGGUGGACACCCACAGCAGUACAUCCCGGGCAACCUCACAUCCCAGCAGCUUAUGGCGAGCAUGCAUCUACAGAAACUCAACACUCAGUAUCACGGACAUCCGCUGGGAUCAAGCAGUGGUCCCCACCUGCACAAUGGCGCUCAGUACCGCAUGGGCCCAGCCCAGCUUUCAGGCAUGCAGCACAUUGGCGGGCCUUUCGGGCUAAACGGAAUGGACAUGGAUCUAAUUGAUGAGGAAGUUCUAACUUCACUGGUGUUGGAGUUGGGUUUGGAUCGUGUUCAGGAGCUGCCUGAGCUCUUCCUGGGACAGAAUGAGUUUGACUUCAUAUCAGACUUUGUGUGCAAACAGCAGUCGAGCACAGUGAGCUGUUAAGGAGCUGUUUGAACUGGACGCCCCCAAAGAAUGCCUGAGUGGCCACAGUAGCACAGCAAAGGCAGACGAUCUCUUUGUUCUGCUUGGGUGUUUCUUUGUUUAUGUAUGUGACACUGGAUGAGAACGCCUUUAAACUGACCUGCCUGCUAACAGAUGGAGAGGUGUAAUGAGUAAAACGCAGGAAAAAGUGUCAGGUUUCUCUUUUCUUUGAGCUGGUGCCAGGAAGAUCUCUCGCUUUUGGCUAAAUUGAGGCAUCCAGAUGUAGCCUGUAACCAUCUGGCCCUCAGCACAUGUGCCUGCAGUACCAAAGCUUUUGAAUAGAUUUUACAAACACAGUAGGGGAGGAUGGCCUGAAGAGUCUAAGGCUACGUCCACACUGCAGGGAAAUGCGACCCAAUUCCGAUCUUUUUACCCGUACGCGACGCAUAUGCGUCUUUUUCAUGGCAGUGUGAACCGCCCGAUUCCAAUCUCUUCACCCCCAAAGAAAUCAGAUUUGUGCCACUUCCAUAUGUCGUACUAAUUCAGAUACAUAUUGGAUGUAUUUCAAAGUGUCCACAGUCCAAACGGUCAUGUCGAAUCAUCCAUCUUUCAGUCACUCUCCUGUCUCUCACUACACAUCCACACAGCAGUAGCAGUUAGCGCUCCAUAGAAUACCAUAAAUAGCUGUGCUGCUGUCUUCUUACCUUACUUCAUCUUGCUAUGAUGUCGUCCUAAUAUUGUCGGUUCCCAUUGCUCAGCAGCUUUCUAAUAAUAAUGAGAGAUGAUGGCCGGUGUCUGUUUUUUUUUUCUUACGUUUUUUUUAAACAAAACUUUAUUGAACAAUUCUAGAAACAAUUACAUUCACAAUUACUUGUGUAAACAGUGCACUGCUGUGUAACAUCUCCUUCUGUUAUCUGUGCAUGCAUGUCGAUUUGCAGUCUUGUUUCAGACGGAAGUCUGAUGGCGGUCGCAUUUAAUAGUAAUAUGAGCGGCCACCUGGGGGGAAAAAAAAACUGAUUUCAGCAAAAACUAGAAAUUGAGCAUCAAGACCUGCAGUGUGAACGUAGCCUAUGAUUCUGCGACGAUUCUGUGGCAUUUGUAAAUGUGUUUUGGCUCUAAUAUACACGUUCAUCUGGUAGCAAACAUCUUACAGUUGAAUAUAACUUAAAAAUCCUCUGAACUCCUUUAUGCAGAAAUGAGGGGAUAUGGAGUUAAGAAAAAAAAAUAUAUUUGGAUUUUGAAGGGUGGCCCUUUGAGAUUAAAAAAAAAAAAUCUAAGCAUGUAAAUGGCAAGUAAGUAGGGUUAGGUAGGGUGCAGAAUUGCAAAAUUUCUAAGCGACAUCAUCGGGUUAUGCUGAAAUGUUUGGGUAUUCAUCUGGAAUUUCUUUUGAUUAAAUCAGAGAUGGAAUGACUUUGAGCUUGAUCAGACCCCACCUGUCAGCUGGUUUAAAAAAAAAAACCUCUCAAAACCCCCAUCUUUUUCUGAUCAGCUAAUGCAGCAUAUUCUGCUGCCAGGUUUCACCGAUAACACUGUUCGAUGUGGAAGUCGUUACUGAUAUUAAGAAGAAUCCAAGUUAGCUUUGUUAAGCAUUAGUCAAGUCAGUGGAAAUUCAGAGAUGUAAGAAGCUAUUUAAAACGUAACUGUCCUGCAACAUGUCAAAUGUCUGUGGUUCAUUCAGGCUGCAAGAGAGUGAGUGAAAUAGAGAGAGAGAGAUAGUAAAACCCUCAAGGGAUAACAGGAAGGCUGAAUGGAGUGAAGAAAAGUUGAUAUCUGACGAGCUUUCAGCAUCCGUCAUGGAUCAUGCUGGAUUUGGAAAUGUUGGCAAUCUCUGAAACUGGUUAUGGUAAUGCUAGCCGCACAGAUUUAAUCAUCCUCUUUAAAAGCUGAAGCUAAUUUCAAGUGUCAGCUUGUAAUCAUUUAGUAAAUUAAAAUGGUAGAAAACUGUUUUACAGUGACUGAUCUAUCUUAAACUCACAGUGUGACAUCGUCUCUGCUUCUGAAACAAAUUACUAUUGUUUGCUAACACCGGAAAGACCAGAAGAAAGCAUUUAUAAUGCCGUUUGUACACCUUUUUUAUAUCAAUGAUAUUAAAGUGAAAUCGGAAUUGGCUAAAAUCAAUAUCAGGAGAUCAAAGCUUUACAAAAAUCUGGGAUGGGAAAUUGGCUGCAAAAUUAUGAUUGGUGUAUCUAGAUUAAAUGUGUCAAAUGUGAUCUCUGCUCUUUAGCCAAGAAAAAAUAUCUUUUGGCACAUGGACUUUAAUUAUUGUCCUGACAUGUCACUGCCACAAGUUAAAUGCAUUAAACCUAAUACAUGCAUAAGUGUAAUGUAUAGAAACAAACAAAAACACAGAUUAGAUCACUUUUGUAUUGUAUUUUUAAGCAAAUUGUUAAACACAAAAGAGUGAGUGCUUGCAAGCUGUGCAUCUGUAUGUUUUUAGGUUGUUUCUAUUGUCUAUGUGUGUAUGUCUGUGCAUUAGUGCAUUUAAAUCCCGUCGAACGAUGUCCACCUCCGCAAAUCCAUCGCCCCAGUUUGCUGAAGCUGCCAGGAGGCUGUGCCGUCAGAGACCUGAGCGUGUGGACACAGCACUCACUUGCAGCACUUAGUUUAAUCAUUGUUAAAAGCUGCCUCUACCUGUAGAACUGAUCUACUGGAGCUUCUAAGCGAGGAGCACAGAUGUCAUGUUUGCUGUAGACUAGCUUAUGUGGCUGCUUUUCCUGCUGAUUAGAUUUAAAUUACAUGUUUCUCACGCUUGUCUUAAUUGAGGUCGUUGUGCACGUUCUCUGAUGACUCAAUAAUUGGAAAACAGACACGUUCUCUGGUGCUUCUUUUUUUCUUUCUGUGUGAAAAGUCCUGCUCACGCAGUGCUAUUUCUGGAUCUGUGUAAGAGGUCGGCACCACUCCGGUGCACUGCAUUAAUCUGCUCCUGCACAGCCGUGCUGGUGUCCCCAGUCUGUGGAGAUCUGCUGUCUCCUAGCCUGCCAGUCAAACAGUGGGCAUUAAAAAGCUGAUCUACAGACAAGUACAAAGUACCCACUCUGCAGCAGGAGAACCUCACACUCAACUGAUAAUGAUUCUGGCCUAAGCCAAACAGUGGCCUGAUUACUGCAGCCUUCCUGUAUUGUGUCUUUGUACUGUAGACUAGAGGUGAAGUUGAUCUUAACACAUUUAAGGUACUUUGUGGGGAAAACUGAUAUAAAUCGAAAUUGGUGGCUGAUUUUUGACGUGAUGACAAGAGAUUAUAACCUACAUUUUCUUACAGCGUGUAGAUACAGUAGACCAAUGUCAUUGGGGGCAGGGUCUAAAGCUUUCACACCUAGUAGGCUGCAUGUUUAACUGAAGCGUGAGGGAUGCAAUCACCUUCCAACCAAGCUACUGAGAAUGUACAGACCACUGCUUUGUGGAAACUUGUCUUAAAAUGGUAGAUUAAAGUGAGAUUGUACUCCCAGUUUAAUGUGGGUACCCCUUGCAACUUCCCUCCCGUGUCUCCUCCUUUCCCACUGCCCUGACCUUUUGUAAUGUUAUUGAUUAUAUUUUAAGAAAAUGUAUUUAUUUUCAAAUAAAAUAUUUAUUUUAAA
Molecule: messenger RNA, 4467 nt
Organism: Fundulus heteroclitus (mummichog)
Lineage: Eukaryota; Metazoa; Chordata; Actinopteri; Cyprinodontiformes; Fundulidae
Product: cbp/p300-interacting transactivator 3-like
Exons: 2
Coding region: 203-913 (236 amino acids)
Biological process (GO): regulation of DNA-templated transcription
Cellular component (GO): nucleus
Source: RefSeq, a predicted model, not a curated record